GCCAGGCGAGGCUACCACAAUCUUCUUUACUUUACAUACCACUACGUGACGGAGUGGCACAUUGACACAGAAAAAGCCAUAGCAGCCGCCAGGAGAGUGUUCGCCAAGGACCCAACCAUGCCCAACGCCACUGAUCCUGACAAGUUCUCCAGGUUCCUCUACGACGCCUUCUACCUGUACGCCAUCGCCGUGAACGAGACUUUGACAAAGGGCCUACCUCUUACAGGGGCGAACAUCUUCAACGCCAGCAAGAACAAGAUCUUCUCUGGAAUGACGGGUCGAUUCCUGACCAACGACAACGCGGACAGGCAGUCGAGUUUCCUGAUCUGGGAUAUGAACAAAUCCAACAUCUUCCAUCAGGUCGUCAUAACUAGGUACGCCUUGAAUGGAGAGAAAACUUGGGAGCUGAUAAACCCCAUCCGGUGGGGGAACGGCAAGUCUUACAACGGCUCGGACAAUUACAUUCCCCCGGACAAGCCGCCGUGCGGAUUUCAGAACGAGUACUGUCUCCAAGAUAAUAUAGUAGAGCUUGUCGCCCCUCCCAUCGUCGUUACACUCAUGUUGGCCGGGUUUAUCGCAUUCCUGGUCAUCUACAGGUGGUGGAAGAAAGAAAGAGAGCUGUACGAGACAUUAUGGAAAGUCAAGUACUCGGAGCUGAAUUUCAACAUCUCUAGAGGUCCUAUAUCACAAGCGGCUGUAUCAAACCUAGGCAGUCGCCAGUCUUUGAACGAUUGCUCAGAUAACAGAUCCGACACAUCUACAGGAAACACAUCCAGCUACUCAAACUGUCGACAUGACAAUAUGGUGAUGAUAAGUCAGAUGUUUACACAGGUUGCUAAAUUAAAUGGUGACCAAGUUGCAGUGAGGAAAGUGCGCAAAAAGUCAAUAAGGGAAGAUAAACUACUUCUGAAAGAGAUGAAAAUUAUGAAGUCUCUGAAACACACAAAUCUGGCCACUUUCCAUGGAGCCUGUACCGAGAGCCCCAACAUCUGUGUGUUGUGGGAGUAUUGCAGCAAGGGCAGCUUAGAGGACAUCCUUCACAACCAGGACAUCAAGCUAGAGUCCAUGUUCCAGUUCUCCAUAGCACUGGACAUUUGCACUGGUUUGAACUACCUUCACACAAGUGAGCUGGGUGUACAUGGAAGACUAAAGACCAGCAACUGUGUGGUAGACAGCAGGUGGGUGGCUAAAUUAACAGACUUUGGCCUUAAGAGAUUCAAGAAGGGAGAGAAGCCAGCAGACGACACAAGUACUGAUAAAUAUUAUACAGAUUUAUUAUGGACAGCCCCAGAAGUGUUGAGAAGUCUGCUGAACAAUGAGAAGGUCACGUCCACAAAGGAAGCAGACGUCUACUCUCUUGGCAUCGUGCUCAAGCAACUGCUGUGUAAGAACUUUGCUUACAGUGAAGAGCUCCAGUACAUGUCUGCUAAAGACAUUAUUAUGAGGAUAGCCCAGGUGGAACCUGAACAUAUACAAAUGCGACCUCACAUCAUUGAAGAGUUCCCAGAACAUCAAGUUGUGAUGAUGUCAUUCGUCAAGUUAAUAAAAAGUUGUUGGUCAGAGGACCCUACGCAUAGGCCAACUAUAAAGCAAGUACUCAGGAACAUGAAACGGAUGAGCCCUUUGAAAAUGACAGGUGUGCUUGAUAACAUGUUGGCUCUGAUGGAGAGAUACUCCACACGCCUUGAAGAUCUAGUAUCUGAGAGAACUCUUCAGCUUGAGGAGGAGAAAAGAAAGACUGACACACUGCUGUACAGGAUGCUGCCAAGGAAAGUGGCUGAUGACCUGAAGGCUGGACAACAUGUGCAAGCUGAAGCUUUUCAGGACGUGACCAUUUAUUUUUCUGAUAUUGUCGGCUUCACUACACUGGCUGGGGAAAGUACACCCAUGGAGAUUGUUGAAAUGUUGAACUUACUUUACAGCCAGUUUGACAACAUCAUUCAAAACUUUAAUGUCUAUAAAGUUGAGACUAUUGGGGAUGCCUACAUGGUUGUCUGUGGCUGUCCAGAACCCAACCCUGACCAUGCUCCUGUCAUGGCUGACAUGUCUCUGGCACUGCUAGAUUCUGUCAUACAUUUUGUCAUACCACACAGGCCUCAAAAUCAACUCCGCAUCAGAAUUGGUUUGAACUCAGGCCCAGUUGUUGCUGGAGUAGUUGGUAACACAAUGCCUCGCUACUGUCUGUUUGGUAACACAGUCAACCUUGCAUCUCGCAUGGAGUCACAGGGAAUGCCCCUGCGCAUACAACUUAGCUACUUUACCUAUGAAAUUCUGAAAAACGAUCCAGAUUUUAUAAUGGUGCCCAGAGGUCUAGUGGAGAUAAAAGGAAAAGGCAUGAUGCCCACAUACUGGCUAAAAGGCAGAAGAUCAACUAUGGAGGUUCAUCUUGAGACUGACAAACUUGCAAGGUCUGCUAACAGUGUUCAGGCUAAUGCCUUCAUUAAUAAGGAAGCCAUCGAAAAAAAAGCUCCAGAAAUCACAAACCAACAAACCACAGUGGAUCUUCAGUUGACCUCUGAUAUCACACAUAGCCCAACUUCCAACAAGGAUGUUGACCACACGAAGCACACGUGUGACCUAAUGUAUUCAAGAUUUCCAGAUAGAAAAGUAGAUGAACUAGACACAAUAAACUGUGCACCCGAUCAAUGCUGGGAUGAUCAUUUUCGAAAUUUAAGUAGCAAAACAGACAAGCCAUUUCAAAAUAAUUCUUCAGGUCAGUCUGAACUGAAAGCAAGACCUGACUCCUACCUGGCCAGUGAUAGUGCUGAAAAUGGCAAUUAUGCAGGAGAUAAUUUUGGGCGGAGCUUUUCUGAUAGAAGCUUUGGAAGCAAUGAGAGUUUUCACACUUUGGUGCUUAGCAAGCAAAAUGGAUUUACAAUUUUCAAAGAUGCCCUUCAGUAUGUGCCAUCCUCUGUUUCUGAAUGUGAAUUAAAUUCAGUUUCAAAACAUGUAAGUGGGCAUGUUCCUGCUAAUGUAGUAAGUGACCAAGCUACUAAGAAAGAAAAUUCUGGUAACUCUGGUCAGAGAAUUAGCGUAACCACAUCACUGAAUUCCCUUGCAACACCACCCCAUAAGGUAAAAAUAGCAACACUGCCUGCAAUCAUUCCCACACCUCACAACGCAACAGAAAAGGAAGGCUCACCAUUUUAUGUUAAAUCAACAUUAAAAAACAAAGCAAAAUCUCACUCUAAAGUGCCAGCCUUUGGCGCAAGUGAAAAUGGUUUUAUGGAUGAAAAGGGAAAAGAUUACUCUCCUCCUCGAUCUAAAUCUUUCACUGACAGUUUAGCACAGUAUUCCUCAGAUGAGGAUACAUCUGAUCGCACUGCAGUAAUUUAUUCACCAAGGCCGAGCCCAUCUAAGAAGAGCCCCAUUAAAUACCAUCCUGGUAAAGACCCAUCUCUUAAAAAACCACACACUUCAAGAGCAGAUGGAACCAAUGGGGUCACAAUCUAUGAUGAAGAUGAGAGUGAUCCUAGUGAGAAAAUCUCAUUCAUUGAAAAACAUAAAAAUCCUGCUCAAAAUGAUGCCAAAAACAUUGUCUCAAUGCAAAAACUUAAAAAGGAUAUGUUCUCAAAACAUACGCCCAAUGCUCAUAACCGACACAGCCCAACUAAAAAACCAGCAGAGAAGUACAGCCUGCAACCAAUAGAAAAACUUCGACUGUUAAACUCUCCUAGCUGGAAUGAGAAGGGUCAACUCAACACCAAAGCAUUUGAUGUUCAUUUGGACAUGAACAAAAAGUCCAAAAACUACCAGAAGAAAGUCACAAGCCAACAUGGCAAGCCUCAAUCUGCUGAUGGGAACUUAAGAGAAAAGGUGAUUGACUCCAACCACUUGGAACUGUGUGAUAAAAGUUUUGAGAUUUGACUACGUUAGUGAUAUCCAAUGUUUCAGACACUGCUUCAGAUCUGACAGAUUCAUAAAAUAUUAGCAUAAUGUUAAACAGUUUAGGGUUUAAUAAGUGAUAUAUUGGACUUACCUAAAAUGAAAUUCAAUUCAUUCAAGAAAUAUAUAUUUGCAAAAUGUUAUCCAACAAAGAGGUAGACUUAAAAAAUAUUUUUCAUAAUAUACACGAGGCAUUACUUUUAUCUAUAUGGAGAAAUCAGCAAAUAUAAUGGAUAUUAAUUUAAUGUGAAAAAUGUGAUAUUAUUAAUGUGAUCUUUCCUGUGCUACUGUAUAUAAGGGGUAAAAAUAAAGACAUUUGCAGUUGACAUGUUAUAGAGUAAUUAUAUUUAAUAUAUUUUGCUACUUUUUUUAACUUGAACUUUUUUUUGCUACCUAAUUUUCAUCCAGAUAUGAUUAAACUUUUCAUAGACCUAAAUGGAAACCUAUUCUUUCUAUAUUAAAAAAACUGAUUUUAAAUCAUUAAAAAAGUUCAUUUAGUGUUGGAUGACCCACAAUGUUGUAAAUAGCAGUAACUGAUUUGAUUUUGAUGCUCCAUCUAUAUCUUUAAAUGAUCAUACUUUGUUACCUGUUCAUGUUAUACAUUUGGGGAAUCAUUGAAAACAUUUUACAAUGAUUUAACUAUUUUUGCCAUGGAAAUUUGUGUUAAAUGCUGUGAGUUAUUAAGAUGGAACAAAGAAAGGAUUUAACAUGUUUGAUGAAGUUAUUUUUGCAAUGUGAUUUUAAUUUUUUUAUUUGAUGGAGAACCAGUUGGUUUUACUACACACUGAUGAGUAUAUUAAUAGUCCUGGUUAUGUGGUUUAUAAAAAAUGUUGACAAAGGUGUUUUUAAGCAUGAAUACAUUUAACAUGGUAAUAGAUACAGCUAUCUGAUUAUUGAUUCUUACAUAAAUUUAACUUUUGUAACUAAUGUUUCUGGUAAAAAUUCUUUAAAAACUAUAUUGACUAGUAGUUUUAGAAAAAUCUCACCACUCCAAUCAAUACAAUUUAUUAAGUCUCUUUGUUGAUGAAUUGAAUGAUUGAAUGCUUGUAAGAUUGACAAAGUGAUAAUUAUUCGAUGUGAUAUAAUAAUCUCAAACAAAUAAAUAUGUAGUAAUUAUGGUCAGCAAAAGUAAAAAACUGAAUUAUUCUUAAGAAAUGCCAAAUUAAAUUGUUUUUUCUGUGGCUAUAUAUGACAUAAAAGAUUCCAUACUCUACACUGUGAUAAAUAUUUUUUCUUACUUUAAUCCAACUCUAAUUUAAUUAUUUCUUAUAUGCAUUCAAUUUUUUAAGCUUUGUAAAACAUUAUUUAUAAAUGUAUAGCCUACUUUUUAUUUUAUAAAAAAUAUAAUAAUGUUUUUAUAUUUGGCAACUGCUAGCAGUAGCUAUAACCAGCUUAUGAAUAUUAUGAUUUUCUCAUUGUUAGGUCAUCAUAGCUUGCAUAUUUUAGCUGUCAUGUUGAAUUUUUAUAAGAAGAAAUAUUAAAGCUCUCUAUCUAGUUUUUCUAGGCCAGUAUAUUUUAAAAAGUCAUUCAGUUAUGCAUUAUAACAGGAAACUAAAUUUGUUUCUAAGAAAUGUUUAAUCGAAUGCAUACUUUUUUCAAACUAACUUUGUUCAUAAAUAUUAUUUUAUGAAUCAUAUUUACAACUAUACUUUUAAAAACCUUUUGUUUUAAAAUGAUGCAUUGUAAGUAGCUUCUUAUAACUUGUCUUUCAUAUCAUCGUAUAUGUGAUUUUGUUUUAUUUUGGUGAUAUUUAAAAAACAUAGGACAGACAAUUAAUAGCUUUUUCUUUAAGAAUCAAAUUUUUAUUAAAUUCACCAUGCAGUUUUGAUGUAGGUAAAAUAUUUUCUCUUUUGAAAAAUGUUUUGCAUUCUGAUUUGAUACAUUAAUAAAAGGAAUGGUUUUAUUUUCUUCUUUUUAUAAAAAAAGUUUUUUUUUUAAUUAAAUUUGGCUUUUGUUGAGCAAUUGCUUUCUCCAGUGAGAAGAUACAAUGAUUUGCAGUGCCUUUAAAGUUUACAUAAAUGUGUAUUAAAAUUGGCAUUUAAAUGACUAACAGCCAUUUUGAAUAACACCGGUGUGCACAAAAUUAUUGAACUAUUUAACUUUUUUGUUGAUUUCAUUGAAAUUGUAACUGUACCAGACUCAUUUUUUAUGUUUUUCAUUUUUGCUAAUACUUGCAUCUUUUAUUUUUAAUAUAACAGAAACCUUAAUUGUACAUAGAUGUUUUUAUAUAAUAACGUUUUAUGCUUCUUAUCUUUUCUAUGAGAACUAUUUUUUAAUUAAUAAAAAUAACUUCAGUUAC
This is a messenger RNA of Physella acuta, 6184 nucleotides long. Its product is annotated as atrial natriuretic peptide receptor 1-like. Gene Ontology annotation, molecular function: peptide receptor activity; ATP binding; adenylate cyclase activity. Lineage: Eukaryota; Metazoa; Mollusca; Gastropoda; Physidae. Gene Ontology annotation, cellular component: plasma membrane. The record is from RefSeq and is a predicted model, not a curated record. Gene Ontology annotation, biological process: receptor guanylyl cyclase signaling pathway; intracellular signal transduction; cGMP biosynthetic process.